CAAUAUUUACAGCUUUAUUUGAUAUUUUUUUGCUAGUUGAUGUUAAUAUUUUAUGUAGCUUUGCACUGGCAGAUUUACUUUAAUUGAACGAUGUUGCAUUCUUCCCGUCUUAUAUUAAAUAGGAAAUUAUGCUGCUUUUUAAUAACUAGACAGAAAGUUGAUACUUAUUUUAACCGAAUUGGUAUUUUAGGAGCGCCUUUCAACAAGGGUCAACCAAAAGAUGGUGUGGACAAAGCUCCUGAGGCAUUGAGAAAAUAUGGCUUAAUAGAGCAAUUACAAAACUUAGACUUAGAUGUAAAAGAUUAUGGGAAUUUACAGUUUGAAGAGCACCUGGACCCAAACAACAGUAAAAGUUUAUCAGUUGGUGCAGCUUGCAAAAAGCUAUCAGAUGGUGUGAAAAAAGUCCUUUCAGAUGGUAGAAAAUGUGUCACUAUAGGUGGAGAUCACAGUUUGGGAAUGGGAACAGUUCAUGGUCAUUCACAAGUGCAUGAUGUAUGUGUCUUAUGGAUAGAUGCCCAUCCUGAUAUUAAUACUGCUUAUACUAGUUCUUCAGGGCAUAUCCAUGGAAUGCCUUGUUCUUUCCUAAUAAAAGAACUUAAAAAGUACAAAAAACCUUUACCUGGAUUUAAUUGGUUGAAUCCAUGUAUAAACAAGUCUAAUGUGGCUUUUAUUGGACUUAGAGAUAUUGAUCCUCUUGAAAAGCUGAUUCUUACAAAAGAAAAUAUUCUUCAUUAUACUAUGCAUGAUAUUGAUAAAUUAGGUAUUUUUGAAGUAACUAAUAAGGCAUUGGAAGCUAUAAAUCCCAUGGGAAAGCUGUCAUUGCAUGUAAGUUUCGAUAUAGACAGCAUUGAUAAAAUGCUUACACCUAGUACUGGAACACCAGUAAUUGGUGGAUUAACUGUGAGGGAAGCAUUAUGUAUUGCUGAAGAAAUUUCUCAUUUAGAUUGUUUUCGAGCCAUUGAUCUUGUGGAAAUCAAUCCUAAGUUAGGAAGUAAAGAGCAAAUUGAAAAUACUCUGAGUAUUGGUACAUUGGUCUUAAAGACAUUCCUUGGUUAUUCUCGUCAUGGCAUCUUACCAAAAAAUGCUCAAGAAAUUCCUACAGCUUAGUUAUUUUCAACUGCUCAACUUAUUGCAUUUAUCUAUUUGCUCAAUUUAUAUGUUGGAUCAACAAUGUCUUUAUGCUCAUUUUUAUUGAUAUUAUUAAAUAUAAGCAGUGUGUUUAUUUAUACUGCUAAGAUUGCAUUUGUGCAAAAUAUAAUAUUUUAAAUAAAAUGUUUUUAAAAAUUUA
Molecule: messenger RNA, 1288 nt
Organism: Argiope bruennichi
Lineage: Eukaryota; Metazoa; Arthropoda; Arachnida; Araneae; Araneidae
Product: arginase-1-like
Exons: 10
Coding region: 91-1107 (338 amino acids)
Cellular component (GO): cytoplasm; cytosol; nucleus
Molecular function (GO): arginase activity; manganese ion binding
Source: RefSeq, a predicted model, not a curated record